UUCAAAGCUCAGCAGCGCCUGCAGUUAACCCUUCACCCGAGGCUGAGGUGGUUUCCUGUUUCAUCAUCAGACUGAGCCGGAAACAGAUCGAACUGAAAGAGAUCGUCGUUGGAGAGAGACUUCUCAGGGGUCGAGACUACAGUACUAAUUAUUCUAACCAGUUUGGGGACAUCCAGAAAUUUGAUGGGCAUCCACAUUCCAAUUCAUGAAAAAUAAUACUAAAAAACCAGAGGACCCCUUGUGGCUGAAAAUCUCCCCAAUUUGAUGAAUUAUUGAUGCCUGUGACAGUGGGAUCAUACGGCCAGUCCCAGCCCAGUUGUUUUGACAGAGUAAAAAUGGGCUUCAUGAUGGGCUUUGCUGUUGGCAUGGCAGCAGGUGCAUUAUUUGGCACGUUUUCCUGUGUCAGGAUUGGCAUGAGAGGACGAGAACUGAUGGGUGGCGUUGGCAAAACCAUGAUGCAAAGUGGUGGAACGUUUGGGACAUUUAUGGCUAUUGGCAUGGGAAUCCGCUGUUAACUUGAAUUUCUUUUAUUCUUUUUUACCAUGAAGACUAAUGCCCCUGUUAGUCCAGAUCCUGCUAUGUAAAAUAAUAAAACUUUGUAUCAGGAAUAAGAUAAAAGUA
Molecule: messenger RNA, 621 nt
Organism: Ahaetulla prasina
Lineage: Eukaryota; Metazoa; Chordata; Lepidosauria; Squamata; Colubridae
Gene: ROMO1
Product: reactive oxygen species modulator 1
Exons: 4
Coding region: 276-515 (79 amino acids)
Biological process (GO): protein import into mitochondrial matrix; protein insertion into mitochondrial inner membrane
Cellular component (GO): TIM23 mitochondrial import inner membrane translocase complex
Source: RefSeq, a predicted model, not a curated record